AUGAAGGAUACGGCGCAGCAAGUUGACGACUUAAUCGCCAACUCCAACCAUAUCUCAAAAUGGGUCGAGGAGCAGCCAAGUGAGAGCCAGGCAAGUUGGGCCCGGUCAAUCUUUGCGAGGCUUCUCGAGGGCGCCUCACAGCCCAGGGGUGCUUCGGGCAACUCGUGCGUAAAACUCUGCGGCUUCGUGGAGCAGUCAUCAAAGUCGCGGUCCCAGGAUCUCCGGCUCUGGGCCUUUUCCAGGGAUGUCACCAUCAGGCUGUUUGAUUUCUAUGUCGAGUGGAACGAGUCGGACAACCACCGUUCGAUGAAGCUCGUUCUCGAUCUGAUUCCCCAGCUCAUCAGGAGAAACCCGGACGAGGAAGCAGGUCAGGCAACAAAGUCUGCUAUCCUUGACAAUCUUGUGUCGAUUGUCACGGGCAAGUCGACAAAGCCUCUCGCCAAGUCUGCUAUCAAAGCCCUGGAUCACCUCGUGACCAAGAACAUUGUCACCCUGGAAGAGAUUCGAUCCAGCUAUGUCACUCUCCAGCAAAAAGAUACCUCCGUUAAGACACUAGAAGUAUGGAAACCGUUUAUCUUCGAGUUGUUCCACUGGAUGACACUUCACUUUGUGUGUCCAACGGCUGGGAGGUUCAUCGUCUGCAUUUACCGCGGCCUGAGGCGGCGAGACGGCGAGACACCAGUCGAGUUGACCGUCGAGACGUGGCACAAGUGGCUUCUGGAGGCUGUGAACGAGGAGCCUUCGAUUCUAGAGUCUAUCAAGAAUUACAUCUUCCUACCCCUGUUCAAGGCUGACAAGGUCGAGGCCUUGGACUUCUUGAAGAGAAUGAAUGAGCACGAGGCAGUUUCUGCUGGUGCCGAGAUAGACCUGAAUCUCCCAGCGCUUCUCCAAUUGGCGGCUUUGGAGAUCGGAAAAAAAGUCGGCUUGGUGGAGGAGCCUGCACUGGGCAAUGACAAGACGAGCGAUGGCGAGUCAUCAAUCGUGCUCCAUGAAAAGGUUCUGGAGAGUGUGUUGGCCCAUCCUUCACAUGAAGUUCGAUCUCUUGCCCUCUCCCUGCUCGUCAGUUCCCCGUCGACGACAAGGCCAUAUUCGUCCACCGCCUUGGACUUGCUACGCAAGCACUUGGCAACUUAUUUCGCAGACUCAGACGCAAAGUUCCGAAACGAGGUGGCUGGCAAGGUGCGAGAUAUGUUCAAGAGAGUACGAGGCGCCAUCUUUGUGCUCAAGAAGAGCAUACCAAGAGCAGCCGCUCGAGACCAAAAGGGGCAGCCCGGACAGACAGUGUCAAAGCCCAUUCUCUACCGAACCAACCUAAUCUCACUACCGGAAGCCCAGCUGGUUGAUUGCUUGGACUAUCAUCAAAAGUUCUUGUUCUGGUACAUCAGCUUCUUGUGCAGCGAGUUGACGCCAACGGCCUCUUAUCAACGGCAUGCCGCUUCGCUAAAAGCGGUGACAUUUAUCCUCCGAAUGGAGGGCGAAGUGACAAAGACAUGGGAAACUGUUGAUGAUCAGGAGCUUUUCUUUGAUCUGUUCAACGGUCGUUGGCUUCGUGCCCUGUCUGAUCUGGUCAUGGAUCCCUUUGACGACAUUCGAGAUCACUCGGCCACAGUGCUCAAGAGAAUAUUCUCUGAUGAGCGGUACAGAAACUUCCACCUUAUGGCUACAGGGGGCAAGGUGAAUCCUGCAGAGGAGCUUGCAGAACUUCUCAGAAGGUCUGAUGAGCUCGCACGCCGGACUGCGAGAGCAGAUCACUCAGAUGGUGUUGCUAGGGUUUGCCAGUUGCUCUACCGGUUCUCCCAGGACGAGCAGCAGCGACUUGAUCUUCUUUCGAAGCUUGUUGGCGGCGUUCAAGAGAAGUUGACAGUGGCGGAAAAGGACCUUGGCCGGGCUGUUCUGGAUGCUCCUCUCCACGGUGACUUUGCUUCUCUCUGCUACACGUGGCAGGUGGUCUCUGAGCUCCAAUUCUCCGAGGCCGAGCUACAGGCUGUUCAAGGUCUGCAGGAUUCGCUUGUGACCUGCUGCGAGCGAGUCUGGGCGGCUGUCCGGGAUAUUCUUUGCGAUGACUCUCCAGAGGGCCAUCUCCCCCAGGAACUCGAGGAAGUAGAUGGGCUUGACACGAAGGACGUCCUGAGCUACAGUUUCCGAUCAGUUCAUGAAUCAAGCAACCUUUUGCGGACCCUGAUUCUCCCUAUCAAGCAACGAUCCCGUGAGGGCAAGAUCUUUCCAUCGAGGGAGGUCUAUGAAAGGAUAGGAAAUCUGACAUUUACCCAGCUGGCUAGCCUUAGACACCGUGGUGCUUUCGCUACUGUCGCCUUGACCUUCUCAACCUGCUGCCAACUGGUCAAGCAUCUUGACCAAGGAGAUGCGGGUAUCGAAGGCCCAGAUCUGUUAGAAGCAUGGUACAAUGGCACUCUGGAUGCCAUCUACGCCCAAGUAUCAACAACUCGACGAUCCGCCGGAAUCCCAUCCAUGAUGACAGGCGUACUCUCCGCCAAUGCGGCUAGCCCCUCGUUCGAGCAGGUCAUGGCCAAGCUGAUGGAGAUUGCCAGCCAGGAGGCCCACGCCGCCGAGACGGACGGCUCUAACUUGCCCCAGGUGCACGCCUACAACUGUCUGAAGGAGAUCUUCAAGAGCUCGUACCUGACGGCCAUGGGAAACAAGUCUGAGAAGUUCCUGACGCAGUGUCUCGAGCUGGCGGCGAAUGGACUCAAAUCGGAGCUCUGGGCGAUCCGCAACUGUGGCCUCAUCCUCCUCCGCAGUCUCAUUGACUGUCUAUUUGGAUCCCACCAGAGCAAGGCCACGAUGGAGGCUGGCUGGGAUGGCAAAGCCAACCGUAUCUCAUAUCAUCGCUACCCCUCCCUGCCAAAGGUUCUCCUGAACCUUCUCAAGUCGGGCCACCAGAUGAUGGCGGCUACGGCCACAAGCUCAGCGGCAGCCGAGUCUGUCUUCCCAGCUCUCGACAUCAUCCGGAGAGCUGGACCCCCUGAGCUUCUCCGUGAAGAGCUUCAGGUGCACAUCGCCAAGUAUCUAGCCAGCCCAGUCUGGCAUGUGCGGGAGAUUGCAGCCCGAACCCUUUGCUCGUGUCUCUUGCACGAUCUCUGGCUUGACACUAUCAUCAGUCUGGCGGCAGAGUCUGUUCGUUCACCGAUCGGCAACGUUCAGAACCAUGUUCACGGCGUCCUCCUAUCCUUGAAGUACAUUAUUGACAGGCUCAGUGAGGUCAUGCCAGAGCAGCUACAGCACGAUACCCCAAAGCUUUCAGGCUUCCUCAUAGAAUACUGGCGUGAGAUCCAGUCCCUCGACUCCCCAGAAAUCGCCGCAGCCUAUCUCGAGGUUGUGAACCUCGUGCGGGUCCUCCCAAGGCCAAAGGGCGUCGCCCCCCUUGGAUUCGAGUUUCCAGAGGAUAAUGUCCGGGAGAGCGCUCUUCUCAGGGCUCAGCGCGUCAUCCACGAGGUGCACUCCAUCUUCGAGUCCAACGAUCCGGUUGAGAACCUCAACAUCCUUCUACUGAGCAAGACUUUGGGCGUUAACACCAUCGUCGCUGGUCUCGAGACGAUCCCCAAGCUAUGGCGUGCCUCGAAGCUGUCAGAGAGCAAAGUGAACGAGUUCUGCAACCUGUACCGAGAUGUGUGUCUCAAGAUCGGUCCUGCAGAGCCUAGAGUCAUUGCCCUGCAGAAUCUGACAGACAUCUUGGAUCAGCUGCUCAAGACCAAGAACGUUGGAGCUGUCUCGCCGACUCUACUCUCCCAGAUCUGGAGUAGCUUACCAUUGAGCUUAUUGAACCCAGCCCUCGCAAACGCCGUGAUAAGAGUAAGCGGCUGCAUCUCGGCCAUUCUGAGAAAGUCACAAGCUAUAUCUGCGGCUGGUCUCCAGAACUGGGGACAUAUGAUGGCCGAUGCUGGCCUAGAUGACAAGGACUUUGAUACUCGUCUGGCCGCGGCAGAAUCUCUCUGCUCAUUCUUCGUCGGUAUUGAGGAUGAGCAAGACUGGGCACGCGAGGAACAUCUCCCAGCUCUUCUAGCCCUGUACGACUCACUCAACGACGACGAUGACGAUGUCCGGGAAGUUGGCUCCGCCGCCGUAAAGAGUAUCCUCGGCCAGGCCCUCGUCCCCAUCGAAGCCGCCAAUCGCCUCCUCUCGUGGCUGUCGCAACGUUUCGGCCAUGACUCAACUUUCCGGCAAGUUGUUGUCCGUAGAAUCAUGGGAGACGCCCGAUUCCCAACCCCUGAGACUCACACGGCGUCUGUGAGCGACCAGCUGCAGAACGCCAUGAAGUUUGAUGACUCGCUCUUCGUCAUCGAGGAGCAGAACCUUUUCGUCGACGAAGUCAGGGAGACACAACGUUGGGUUUCCAUCUACGAGAGCUUGAGCUGGGAGGCCAAGGAUCCCGCUCUUGAAGCGUUGACCGUGUGGUCAAAUGCUGGCAUCGACGAGAUGCGUCGUCUCGUAGGUGAGGAGGACGGUCCUCUUGGAUACGGUUCCAAGCCAGAAGUCUUUGCAAUCCUCUCCCGCGUCGUCUACGCCUCGGCCGCCCAGGUGAAGGAGAGGCGUCACCCUGACGGUAGACUGCUUGAGGGCGUCGACAAGUUUGGCAGUGCUCUACGAGAAGGACAUGGGCACAUGUCGGGUCUUUUACUACAGCCUCUGGAAAAGACUAUAGACAUCUGA
Molecule: messenger RNA, 4668 nt
Organism: Fusarium keratoplasticum
Lineage: Eukaryota; Fungi; Ascomycota; Sordariomycetes; Hypocreales; Nectriaceae
Exons: 7
Coding region: 1-4668 (1555 amino acids)
Biological process (GO): tRNA methylation
Cellular component (GO): cytosol
Source: RefSeq, a predicted model, not a curated record